This is a messenger RNA of Arxiozyma heterogenica, 1521 nucleotides long. RefSeq names its product ubiquitin-binding protein CUE5 (gene CUE5). Gene Ontology annotation, biological process: ubiquitin-dependent protein catabolic process. Bases 1 to 1521 code for a protein of 506 amino acids. The transcript has a single exon. Gene Ontology annotation, molecular function: ubiquitin binding; ubiquitin conjugating enzyme binding. The record is from RefSeq and is a predicted model, not a curated record. Gene Ontology annotation, cellular component: cytoplasm. Lineage: Eukaryota; Fungi; Ascomycota; Saccharomycetes; Saccharomycetales; Saccharomycetaceae.
AUGAGCGCACUUGAGAAAAAGGAGGAAUCAUCAUCAAUUGCAUCUAAUACAGUUGAUAAGAAUAAUACCGAUGAUAUGGAUUCAAAGGAGGUUCUUGAUGAUGUCAACUUUAAUGAAGAGUCUCCGAUAGAAACUAUUAAAAUAGUUGAACCAAAGCCAGCUACAAUUACUGCCGAAGAUAUGCAAAUGAAGUCGAUCAAAAUCGACGACGAUGAUGAUGGCGAAAUUGAAGAAAAGAAUGCUAACGGUAAAAAACCUUUGUUAGAUGAAAAACGUCCAUCAUUACCAAAGAGAACUUCUAUUACAAAUUCUUUAAAGAAAAAGACAAAUAUCACUGUCGCUUCUUCCGAUGUAGAUAAUAUUAGUCAUAAUCCUAUAUUAAUUCAGUUAAAGGAAGCAUUCCCAAAUAUUGAGGAAAAAUAUAUUAUUUCUGUAAUUAUUGCUUCUCAAGGUGUGGUUGAUUCUGCAUUCCAUGCUCUAUUAUAUCUAUCUGAUCCAGACUCGAAUAAAGACAUUGAAUUACCAAAAGUUAAUAGUUUGAAUAGUAGAGUAAAGAAUACAUCUCAACUGAAACAAGAUGAAAUGUUAGCUCGUCAACUAGAUCAACAAUUUAAUUCUCGUCGUCAACAUUAUUCUAACAGAAGUAAAUCUAGAAAUGGGGUGAGCAGCAGUAGUAGUAGCAAUAAUAUUAAUAAUACUGGCUUUGGUAGGACUCCAGAAGAAGAUAUCAGAUUAGCCGAAGCAAGACGUCAAGAUCGCGAAAGAAGACGUCGCAGUCCGAUGACACCUGAAGAGAGAAGAGAGAUUUAUGGCGAUGAAGAUGAGGAUAGUUGGUCUCAUUUUGUAGAAAAGGAUAUCCCUGAAGUGGCCAAUGCUGUCAGUAACACAUUCCAAGAGACUGCAACUAAGGUAAGUAAUUGGUUUAGUGGUGUUAAGAAUAGUUGGAAUAACCCACAACAGGACCAGUACCAAACUCAAAGAGUUCGUGGUCCAAAUAGAAAUGUGGGAUUUGAGUAUGAUCAAGAGCAGAUUAGACAACAAGAAGAGGCUUUUAGAUUUUAUGAAAGACAAAAGAGAAACCAAGAACAACAGCAGCAACAGGAAGAAGAAAAAGAUUUACCAAAACUACCAGAAAGACGCAGAUUUAAUUCAUUUGGGGAACGCGUUGGUGAAGACGAUGUUUUACAAACACAUGGUAUAAUGUUAAAAAAUGAUGAAUUUUCUGAUAACGAAGACGUUCCUCCACAGCUACCAAAGAGAGAAAGAAAACAAGGUUCCGAAGACAUUGAUAGUAAAAAACAUACUGUUACCGAUGAUCUAUAUAAUGAAGAGGCUGACUUAUCCAUCAUUACAAAUGAAAAUAAAGUCAUUCCACAAACUACUUUUAUUGAUACACCAAAGGAUAAGGCUACUACAAAGCCUUGGAAACUCGACGAACUAGACUCUACACCGACAAAGGGAGACAAAACAAUUGAAUUAAAUGAGAAUAUUGUAAUUAACUCUGAUGAUGAAGAAUUAUAA